Molecule: messenger RNA, 1816 nt
Organism: Panicum virgatum (switchgrass)
Lineage: Eukaryota; Viridiplantae; Streptophyta; Magnoliopsida; Poales; Poaceae
Product: UPF0496 protein At3g19330-like
Exons: 2
Coding region: 130-1374 (414 amino acids)
Source: RefSeq, a predicted model, not a curated record
UGCGGGGGCGGGGCGGCCGUUGGCUUACGCCGCACACCAGCACCCCAACCCGCGUAUAUACUUUGCUUCCACGCCUGCCGCUUGAGGUUGCUGCUCACCGGCCGCGACGAGCGGGCGGCUGGACGGGCGAUGCGACCGUGGGAGCGGCGCGGCGCCGGCGCCGGCGCGGAGGGAGGCGAGGAGGCGGGCUCUUCGAGCUCUGACGGGAACACCAGCAGCGCGAAUGCGAGCACGAGCUGGAGCACCGCUGCUAGCGCGAGGCGGAGCGGGGGCGCGGCGGAGGGGCGGGGGAGCACCCCCAGGUCGGCGGCCACCAUCAACCUCAGCCAGGAGUACAGGCUCGCCAUCCACACCGAGUCCUACCAGGAGAUCUGGGAUAAGAUCCACGUAGACGGGGACGGGCGACGGGAGGUUGGAGGCGGCGGCGGCAGCGACGACGACGACGAGGAGGAAGUAGGGCAGGAGGUGUUGGACAGGAUCACCCUGGCCGGCGUGCUCCGCCCGGAGGAAGCGGUGGUGGAGCGCGCGCUGGGGGACGCGCCCGACACGGAGCUCACCCGCCUCGCGGCCGACUACUUCCGCAGCACGCACCACGCGUCGCUGCUCUGCCUCACGCUCCGCCGGGCGCUCCGCCGCGCGCGGGCGCUGUACGGGCCCAUCACCGACCUCCUCGCGCUCAUCCCGCACUCGCCGCAGCUCGCCGUGCCGCACUGCGACUGCGCCUUCGACGCCUUCCUCCUGUUCGACCAAAUGCCCAACCCGUUCCCGGCGCCCGGGGCCGGGUUCCAGGGCAUGCACCGGAGCUUCGUCGGCCUCAAGAACCAUCUCGACCUUCGCCUCCUCAGUGUCCGGCGCAGGCGCCGCUGGCUCCGCUGCGCCAAGCGCGGGUCGGGCAUCUGCCUCAUUGCCUGCGCCACCGGCGCUGCCGUCGCGGGCCUCGUGCUUGCGACGCACGCCCUUACGGCGCUGCUGGCGGCGGCCCCUGCUUGUGCUGCAUCCAGCUCGUCCUGCUCUCCAUUGGCAGCUUCGAUGAAACGCCUGCAGAAGCACAUGGACCGGCUGGACGCCACGGCCAGGGGCACCUACGUCUUGAACAAUGACGUCGACACAAUCGAGCGGCUGGUGGGCAGGCUCCAUGCCACUGUGGAGAGCGACAAGAUGCUUGUCCGCCUUGGGCUGGACUGUGGGCGAGGGCAGCAUCACACCAUAGAAGAGGUGGUACGGCAACUCAGGAAGAAUCACCCCAGCCUGCUACGGCAGCUUGCUGACCUUGAGGAGCACAUCUGCCUCUACUUUGCAGCCGUCAACCGUGCCAGGUUACUCCUUGUGCACCACCUGAAUGCCCAGUCUGAUCCUGAGUCUCCAUUGUCAUGACUCUCGAGUUUAUGAGUCUAACACAAUACCUUCAAGAAUAACUCGAUGUCUCAAGACCUCAUCUAACUCCAAGUGAUCUACAAUGGUAUUGGUACCUGCCAUCAAGAAUUAGUUGAUGUCUCAGAGACCUCAUCUAUCGCACUAGGUGAUGGACAAAUUUCUUAUUUUAGAAAGGGAAAAUCAAAUUAUGAUUUGUCAUCUUCAGUGAUAGAUUUCCUUUUACAUUUUUAGUUUGUUUUAUUGUGUUUUUCUUUCUUUCUUUCUUUCUACCAGGCACUUGAUUCUGCUCUGCAACUUAAUAGAACUUGAUUCUGCUCUGCAAUCUCAUGUAUUUUAUUUUUACCUGUAAUGAAUGGUCCCGUAAAUACUACUAUACUGUCUGUAACUCUGUAUUUAAUAUGACCCUUGGUGGAAAUAUUUGGUUAAAUGCAGAUUUUUCUUA